Messenger RNA from Dioszegia hungarica, 2145 nucleotides. RefSeq names its product WD40-repeat-containing domain protein. Gene Ontology annotation, molecular function: protein binding. The coding region runs from base 1 to 2145 and encodes 714 amino acids. The record is from RefSeq and is a predicted model, not a curated record. Gene Ontology annotation, cellular component: nucleus; cell tip; cell division site. The transcript has 7 exons. Gene Ontology annotation, biological process: carbon catabolite repression of transcription. NCBI's taxonomy places the organism in Eukaryota, Fungi, Basidiomycota, Tremellomycetes, Tremellales, Bulleribasidiaceae.
AUGGAGCUCUACAUCCCCCCUCCGCAGACCUUCCUGCCCCGUCUCCCACCUCCGCGCCCCUCCGCUCCACCUGUGCCCAUCGUCCCCAUCCCCGAUCUCCCCGAGAUCAUCCAUGCCCCGGAGGGUGCAUACACCCUCACCAAAGACCUCUUCCCUUCCAUUGGUACACCGGUCGCUCCGCUCCCAUACGACCAAUACCGGCCCCCCAUGCCCACCGUCGCACAAACGAUGCUUGGCGGUGCUGGUGGAUUCAUCGUCCCUCCGCCGGCUAACGCCCCUCCGCCCGGACAGACCGCCAUGUCUUUCGGGACCUCGGUGGUCAAUGGACAAGUCCAGCCCGCACAUCCCGUCAAGAUGUCUUGGGUGAAUGUAUGGUUCCCGCCGAAGGGGGCGGGAGGGGGCGGAUUGGGGAGUAAAUUGGGUAUGGGCGGGAGUAAUGCGCCUGGCGCACAAGGUGCUGCGGGUCCAGUACCCAAUAUGCCGGGAUAUGAAGCCUCGGUCUCGUCUGGAUCAGACGAUCAGCCAACGGAGGCACCGCCGAUCAUCGAUGUACCCCUCACGGCGCUCCCGCAGGGCGCGACGAAUAAGCGGAAUCCGUUCGCGAGGGCCACGCCGGCCGUGGCUGCGAAUGCGCUCGCGGCGCUUCCUAGACCCAAGACGGGGCUCAGGUCGUCCAAUUCUACGUUCGUGACGAGGCUACAGGCGGCGGAUAACCUGCCGAAGGUGAUUGCGGAGAGGGGGAAGGGAGGGGGCGAGUGGGUCAGGUGGGGAUUCUGGAACCUCGGCCGGACGUUCGGGUGGGGAGAAGAGGGCGGCAAAGAACCCUUCGCCCGAGUCACAUUCUCGGUCGUCCCCACAUGUCACGCCGUUUCACCCAUCACCGCCAGCCCCGAUCGCCUAGACAUCAUCGUCGGGUUCGUCACAGGCGAUAUCGUCUGGCUAGACAUCAUCGUUGGCAAGUACUCCCGUAUUAACAAAGGCGGCCUGCUCAAUAACACCGCCGUCGUAUCGAUCAAUUUCGACCCGCGUCAGCCUCAACACUUCACUGCCGCUUUUGCCGAUUCCACCAUCAUGCAGUUCAACCUAUUCGCCGAAGAUCCAGUGACGACAGUUACCAACUCGCCUCUCCCUUGGAUCACCCACUUUGAGGGGCAGCCAACCCACUCUGUCAAUGGCAACGGCAACGGCAACAGCAACAGCCACGAAGAUGACGAGGGAGAGGAAGGGGAAGGCGGGUCGCUGAUGACGUGGAAGAACGACGAUUGGGCGCAGCUGGCACAAGCGCAGCCGGCGAAGCGAAAAGAGGGUGAGGCGGAGAGGAGUCCCUGGGCCGGCAAGAACCCUACUGCGGCGUACAAAGUGGGCAAGAAGCCUCUGACAGCCAUGUCAUACUCGCCCGACGGGAGACUACUCGCUGCGACAUUUGAGGACGGCAUGAUGCGUAUCAUCGAUAUGAGCGAGCAGCGUGUAGAGGAUACAUUUGCUGGAUAUUAUGCUUCGCUCAAUUGCGUCGCAUGGUCCCCAGACUCCCGGUUCGUCGCCGUCGGCGGACAAGACGACCUCAUCUCGAUCUACUCGCCGAGAGAACAACGGCUCGUUGCGCGCUGUCAGGGCCAUUCCGCUUUCGUAACGUGUAUAGCGUUUGACCCGAUCAGGGGGAGCGGAGGUGGUGGGUAUCGGUUCGGGAGUGUCGGGGAGGACGCCAAGUUGCUACUGUGGGACUUCACAGCCGCGUCACUCCAUCGACCACGGCAUCACGGGCACGUCCCGCACGGCUCGCAGCACCGCCUGCCACAAGGAAUGGGCUCGACCGUGUCCUUGAAUGCGCAGGGCGAAGCAGCCAAUGGGCUGAAGGGCGGCCGAUUCCAUGCUGCACCGCCACGGAGCGAAGUCGCUCUUCUCCAGCCUGUACUAGCCCGCGUCGUAGAAGGCAACCUUCUCACGGGCGUCCACAUGUCCCCCAACGCAAUCGUCACCAUCUCGCGCUCCGCCCAGGUCAAGUUCUGGGCUAGACCGCCAAGGGUCUCGGCGAAGACUACGGCGAUGCUGAGGAAACGGGUCGGGAAUGGGGCGAGCGCCGGUGCUGGAAGGAGGGAGGAGCUGGGUGGCGAAUUGCGCGCUGGUCGUGCGGGAGUUCUGGCUUGA